AUGGCCACAGGAAUCCAAUGGUGGAACCGGGCGGCGCUGCUGUCGCUCGCGUUGCCAUCUGCAGAUGCCUUCACCUUCCCUGGAAAAGACGAUAUUAUUGUUGACUUUGACCUCAACCUCAGCCGAUUAUGGCGACGCCAAGAUAACAAGCCAGAAUGCCCGGCUUCAAAUUUAUGUAUAGGAGGGUCCUGCACCCAGUCCAUCGUCGGCAUCGACGCUGCAAACUGCGGACGCAAAGGAUAUGAGUGCGAGCCGGGAUAUAUUUGUGUCGCCGGAGAGUGCGUCCACCUCGACUUCCCCUGCGACUCGCUCCACUGCGGCGAGAAAGACCUGCAAUGCAAGCCAGGUCAAUGGUGUAGCGAAGGCGAGUGCGUCUCGAUUGAGAUCUUCGCCGACCCAUUACAUUGUGGCCCCAAGAACGAAGAAUGCAAGGCCAACCAGAUCUGUGUCAACGGCAUCUGCAUUGACCUUGACACCAUCCCCGACCCUCUACACUGCGGCAAGGACCAAACACCUUGCGCCCCCGGAAAUUAUUGCUUCAACGGCCAAUGUAGGCCUUUCGAUAUCGGAACCAUCCCACAGAAUUGCACAAUCGACAAUGACUGUCCAUUAAAAACACCUUGCGAGAAAGGAGUAUGUCGAUCCUUCCGCGUAGGGCUGGACGUCAACAACUGUGCCCAAAAAGACGAUAAAUGCGCUCCUGGCGAGCUCUGCAUUUCCGACAAAUGCACGCCGCUCAAUAUCACAGGCGACCCUCUUUCAUGUGGCUCAGGCUGCCAAAAGUGCGAGCCCGGCCAGGUUUGUCGUUUUGACAAGUGUGUCCCGAUUAUUAUUAGUUUAGACCCUACCCACUGUGGUGAGGGAGGUCCGCCCUGUGGAAGCCAAGAGCUCUGCGUAUCUGGUGUCUGCGUGGACAUGCGCAACCAGACCGAGUCCAACAAACUCACCCGUUGCUCUUCUCCCACUCAGAUCUUCCCGCCACUUGGUGACUCGCCGGUUGGACCACCGGCAGUAGGGCCAGCCCCGGCACCAGGAGUUGGAGAGCGCCCAUCUCCUGAAUAUGGAAACCAGCCCAGCCCUGGCGGCGGCUACAUAUCUCCUCAACCUGGAAACCGGCCUAGCCCCGGUGGCGACUUCGUUUCUUCUGGAUCUGAUUACCGGCCCAGCCCUGGUGGCGAGCAGACUUUUGUUGACGACUCUGCGCCCUGUGAUGAAGGCUGCCCCCCUUUCACUGGCUAUCCACCAGUAGAAAAUGGUGAUCAUCCCGGACCUCGCCCUGGAGAUGAUUCUGAUGUUCAACUCGGAUCAUGCUCUGGAGAAGAGGACUGUGACUGGAACCAGGUCUGCCGAAACGGUGCAUGUGUGGUCAAGGGUGGCCAACCUGGCUGCUCGAGUAAUGACGAGUGCGGCUCUGGCAAGGUAUGCAAGAAGGGAGCAUGUGUACCCUCUGUUGGACAGCCAAGCUGUUUUAUUGACACAGAGUGUGGCCCUGGUAAAGUGUGCAAGAAUGGCGGAUGUGUUGUCUCUGGCGGUCAGACAAGCUGCUCUCAAAAUACAGACUGUGGUUCAGACCACGCCUGUGUCAAGGGAGUGUGCGUUCCUUCAACUGGACCUUCCGGCUGUGUAAGCACAACCGACUGUCCUGGAGGGCAUGUCUGCAAAAAGGGGCAAUGCAUCCCGUCCAUUGACACCUGCCUGGCCGAUUCCGACUGUGAGCCUCUUGAGACUUGCGUCAAUGGGACGUGCCAGCCUUCUAGCACACCUGGAAAGUGCUCCCUCGACUCCGAAUGCUUCGCCGGUGAAGUCUGCCGCAGCGGCAAGUGUGUACCCUCCAACCCACAGCCAAGCUGCACGAGCGACUUCGACUGUACCAGUGGCCGCAUUUGCCGAAGCGGAACAUGUAUCCCGAGCUUCUGUCGGACCAGCACAGACUGCGGUGAUGGGCUUUCCUGCCGAAACGGUACUUGCUUCUCAACUGGGACUACCAUCUGCUCAAGCAGCGCUGACUGCCGACCUGACCACAUUUGCGAUGGUGGCAAGUGUAUUCCUUUGACAAACCCCUUUGGCUGCACCACCGACAAUGAUUGCGGUAUUGGACAGGUCUGCCGGGACAGGACGUGUAUCUAUGAGGAUACAGCCCACCGCAUCUGUUCUAAAGACAAAGACUGUGGCAUUGGAAAGGUGUGCAGAAGAAAGAAAUGUGUUGCCCAACCCAACUACUGCGAGAAGACCCUCGACUGCUCAUCCAACGAGAUCUGCAACGGUGGUAUCUGUGUCCCUUCUACGAAUCCUCAGACCUGCACGACAAGCAAUGACUGCCCCUCCGGUCAGAAGUGUCAGGACGGGAAAUGCGUUGUGCCAGCCACAUGCUCGCAGAGCAACGACUGUGCCCCCAACCAGGUUUGCAAAAACGGAACUUGCGUGCCGUCCACAACCCCACCUGGUGGAAGCUGCAAGAAAGAUGCCGAAUGCCCUCCUCGCCACGCUUGUGAAGGUGGCUACUGCGUUCUUGUCGACUCGCCAGGCUGCACCUUGGAUGCUGACUGUGGUCGAGGCAAGAAGUGCCAGAAUGGCGCAUGCGUGUCGACGUCGGGUUGUACCACCGACGCUGACUGCCUUGGUCGUCAGAUCGAAGGAAAGCCUUGUACAGGAAACCUCUGUUUAUGCAUCAACAAAGUCUGCACACUUGGAACGGUGCCAAGUCCCGAUUGUUCUGAUGACAUUGACUGUGACGCAGGCCAGUCGUGUAUCAGCGGGAAAUGUGAUGUGUCUUCCGUGCCUCCAUGCACUCAAGACAUUGACUGCGUCAGCGGCCAGUCGUGUAUCAAUGGUAAAUGUCAAAUACCUUCUGGACCCGGAUCAUGCACGAAGGAUAACGACUGCGCUACGGGCCUCUCAUGUAUCCGUGGAAAGUGUGUGACGCCUUCCGGCCCUGCAUCUUGCACCAACGAUAAUGAUUGUGGUAAUACCCAGUCCUGUAUCAAUGGCAAGUGUCAGACGCCUUCUGGUCCUGGAUCAUGUACUAAGGACGGCGAUUGCACCAAUGGUCAAUCAUGCAUCCAUGGAAAGUGCCAAACACCUUCUGGCCCUGGGUCGUGCUUCAAGGAUAGCGACUGUGGAAAGGGUCAGUCGUGUGUCCGUGGAAAAUGUGAAGUGAAAACCGAAACCCCAUGCACCAAGGAUUCUGACUGCCUCGGAGGUCUUGUUUGCAAUCCCCGCGGAAUCUGUGCUCCUCCCACAACCUGCGCCACGCUCGAUGAUUGCGACAACGGAUUCGUCUGUGGGCCAGCCGGCACAUGUAUUCCUGGAACGAACAGUUGCAGCUCCAAUGAGGACUGUGGCGGAGGCUUCAUCUGCGGCCCUACUAACGAAUGUGUUGCCGAGGAUCAAGAGACUUGCAAAGUUGAUCGGGAUUGCGGCCCCAACCGUAAAUGCAGUUCAACUGGCACUUGCGUCCCUCCAGACUCUGCCCUUUGCCAGACUAAUGCCAACUGCGACAUUGGCCUCAUUUGUGGUCCGCUGGGAAUCUGUAUCAAAGGGACUAACGGCUGCAGCGUCAAUGGUGACUGUGGCCAGGGCUUCAUCUGUGGCCCUGCCAAGGUCUGUGUUCCUCGAGGUCAAGACACAUGCAGCGUCGACAAGGACUGCGGCACUGGUCGUAUCUGCAGCCCGACCGGCGCAUGUGUCCCUACCGGUUCUCCAGUCUGUAUUUCGAUUGACAGUUGCGAUAUUGGGUUCAUCUGUGGCCCAGCCGGAAUUUGCAUCCCUGGAACCAACACAUGCACUCUCGACAAAGACUGCGGCGAAGGCUUUAUUUGUGGCCCUGCUAAGGUCUGUAUCUCUCGAGAUCAAGAUACCUGCAGCGCGGACAAGGACUGCGGCAACGGUCUUAUCUGUAGCUCAACUGGAGUUUGCAUCCCUGGAACCAACAAUUGCCUUGGCGACGGAGACUGUGGCGAAGGCUUUGUGUGCGGGCCUUUGAAGACGUGCGUCCCUCGAGGUAAUGAUUCCUGCAAGACCAACCAAGACUGUGGCGUCGGCCGUAUUUGCACCCCACGCGGCACCUGCGUCCUGGAUAAUUCACCGGCUUGCACCUCGAAUGCCAAUUGCGGCCCUGGCCUCGUCUGUGGCCCGCUUGGCACUUGCGUUCCUGGUAGCAAUACCUGCAACCUCAACACCGAUUGUGGAACUGGAUUCAUUUGCGGUCCCGCGAAGGUUUGUAUCCCUGGAGGUCAAGACACUUGCAAGUCUGAUAAGGAAUGCGGCACUGGGCGUUCUUGCAGCCCGGCGGGCGUCUGCGUCACCUCCGGUUCUCCUGAUUGUCGUUCCAACGCAAACUGUGCCCCCGGAUUUAUCUGCGGACCGCUCGGUACGUGUAUCCCGAAUGAUAAUGGCAGCUGCACUCUGGAUAGAGACUGCCAGGGCGGAUAUAUCUGUGGGCCGUCAAAGACCUGCAUCCCUUCGACCCCAGAUGUCUGUGGCCCGACCCGGCCUUGCAAGACUGGACAGGUGUGCAGUUCUGCUGGUGUCUGUGUUUCCGACGAGUCUCUACUCUGUGACACAAACCGGAAGUGCGACCUCGGCUUUAUCUGCGGGCCAUUCGGCACUUGUGUCCUGGAUACCAGCGGCAGCUGCACUGUCGACCAGGACUGCGCUGCUGGAUUCAUCUGCGGGCCUAGCAAGAAGUGCAUUCCGCGUGGUCAGCCUACAUGCGGGACUGGAGGACAGAUUUGCGGAGUUGGUCAAGUCUGUAGCUCUACCGGUGUCUGUGUUCCGAAUGGCUCUCCCCUGUGUACCACAAACGAAAACUGUGACUUCGGCCUCAUCUGCGGUCCCCUUGGAAUCUGCAUCACGGGAGGUGGUACCCGUUGCACUGUCAAAGGCGACUGCCCGCCACGUUUUGAAUGUGGCCCAGCCGGAACCUGCAUUCCUGAAGUCGAAGGGUCUUGUCAGUCGAACGCAAAUUGUGGUCCAGGUCAAGUGUGCGGACCGAAUGGUAUCUGCAUUUCGGACCCCAAGUGCACUGCGGAUAUCGACUGCGGCGUCGGGUUCAUCUGCGGCCCAUCCAGCGUGUGUAUCCCUAAAGGCUCCGAUUCGUGCACUGCAGGUGGCAACUGUGGCAUCGGACGUGUGUGCAGCCCUCUCGGAGUCUGCGUUCCAGAUGGCUCGGCCUUGUGCCAGAACGAUAAGGACUGCGGUCUUGGCCAAAUUUGCGGGACGCUUGGUAUCUGUACCUCGGAUACCACCAACAACUGUACUUUGGACAAGGAUUGCAACCCAGGCUUCGUAUGUGGACUGUCGAAGACGUGUGUUCCGGACACCGCGGGCACUUGCCGGGGAAAUCGUGACUGCUCUGGAGGUCUCGUCUGCAGCCCUCUGGGAGUGUGCGUCCCACCUGGCUCACCUCUUUGCCAGACAGGCCAAAACUGCGAGAAGGGUUUCAUCUGUGGGCCUCUAGGUAUUUGUAUCCCAGGGCCUACCGAUACUUGUACCGGCCAACAAGAUUGCAAUGCUGGAUUUGUUUGUGGUCCCUCGGGUGUCUGCAUCCCACAAGGCCAGCCGGGAUGCAAAUCGAAAGCAGACUGCGGACCAGGACUCGCUUGUAGCCCUAACGGCGUGUGUAUCCCUGACGGUUCACCUGUCUGCAGGACGAAUGACAAUUGCGCAGUCGGCUUCAUUUGCGGCCCGCUCGGGAUCUGUAUCGAAGACCCCUUGCUCUGCAGGGCCAAUACGGAUUGCCGCGAUGGCCUUGUUUGUGGUCCUCGGGGUGUCUGCGUUCCUGGAGGAAGCACAGCCUGCACCGUUCCAAGCGAUUGCACGCUCGGCCUCAUCUGUGGCCCUCUGGGACUUUGCAUUGACGUUGGUUUUGCGUGCAUCACAAACGAUAAUUGCAAUGGUGGACUUGUCUGUGGCCCGAACGGGUUCUGUAUCGCUCCCACCUGCAACAACAACCGUGGCUGCCAGGACGGUUUCAUUUGUGGUCCAGCCAACCUCUGUAUUCCAGAGUUUGGAACCUGCCAAAACGACCAAGGCUGCCGGGCUGGUUUUAGCUGUGGUGCCACUGGCAUCUGCGUGCCUAUUCCUGGAGACUGUCAAGGCAACGGACAGUGCCCCGAUGGCCUCAUCUGUGGACCUUCCAACAAGUGUAUUCCAGGCGGCGCUCUGUGUCAGCUUGACGCAAACUGCGGCACUGGGUUUUUCUGUGGCCCUGCGGGUCUCUGUAUACCCAAGGAUCUUACUUGCAAAGAUGACAGUAGCUGUGCAGUUGGCCAAACCUGCGGUCCUUUGGGGCUCUGCGUUGCCGUUCCUGGCCUCACUUGCACCUCAAACACCGAUUGCGCGACUGGAUACACCUGCAGCGAAAGUAAGAAGUGCAUCUUGAACUUUUCCGGGUGCAGAACGGACAACCAAUGCCCUGCGAACUUCACUUGCGGCACUGGAGGUGUCUGUAUCCCGAAGGUCAAUAAUUGCCAAGGCAAACAGGACUGUGGCGCUGGAUUCAUCUGUGGGCCAACCGGCCUCUGUAUUCCAGAGGUAGCACUUUGUCAGAAGAAUGAAGACUGUGGCGCGGGCUUUGCCUGCAGCGUUGGUGGCCUCUGUCUUCCAGAGAACCUUGGUUGCCAGACCAAUGCAAAUUGCGCUCCGGGAUUCGUCUGUGGCCCUCUGGGGCUAUGUACGGAACCAACUGACCCUCUCUGCAAGGCCGACAGUGAAUGUGGCCAGGGCUACAAGUGUGGCACUUCUGGAAUCUGUAUCCCGACUCUGCAAAGUUGCCAGGGUAAUGCUGAAUGUGGAAACAGUCUCAUCUGCAGCGCUGCUGGCCUUUGCAUCCCUGACUACAAGCCUUGCCUAUCUGCCACAGACUGCGAUAGCAAGUCGACAUGCGGGCCAGCCGGACUCUGUAUUCCCAACUCGGCCCUCUGCCGCACUUCAAAUAGCUGCGGCGAGGGCUUUUCUUGCGGGCCAGCUGGAUUUUGCAUCCAAGGCAACAGGAUUUGCCGAACAAAUGCCAACUGUGGUACUGGGUCAGUCUGCGGACCCCUUGGGCUCUGCAUUCCAAGUACCGGUCUCACAUGCCAGAAGGACAGCGAUUGCGAUACGGGCUUCACCUGUGGACCUCUCAAGCAGUGCAUCAAGACCGGUCCAGCUUGCCAGAACAAUAAUCAGUGUCUCCCCGGCUUCAACUGCAAUCCCGCUGGGAACUGCGUCCCGAAUGUCGUUGGCGGUUGCGCCAGCGAUACGGACUGUGCCCCUGGCAACUUUUGCACUCUCGACCUCUCGUGCGAGCUUGAGGACCUGCGUUGCACGACCAAUACCGACUGCAAACCCGGCUUUAGCUGCAACAGGGCCGGCUUCUGCUCUCCCACGACUCUUGUCUGCAAGUCUGACCAGGAGUGCUUGUCUGGCUUCAAGUGCAGCCUGUCUGGGCAGUGUAUUUCCGCAAACGACUUGAGCUGCAACGUGGACGGUGAUUGCCUUGUGGGAUUCUCUUGCGGCGCCAAUAAGUAUUGUAUUCCCAAGGCACCCAGCUGCACCAAGGACAACGACUGCCAGCUCGGAUUUGCCUGUGGCCCGUUGAACACUUGUAUCCUGAAGAGCGAUUUGGCCUGCACGACAGCGAAGGACUGCAAGAACGGUUUCGUUUGUGGCCCAGCAAAGCUUUGCGUCAACCCUCUUCUCUCUGGUCUUCCUUGUAAGGUGAAGGGCGACUGCGCUCUUGGCUUGAGCUGUGGCCCAGCCGGAUACUGUGUUCCUGGCGACUUCUCAACCUGUAGCAAGAAUGAGGACUGCGCACAGGGAUUGCUGUGUAAUUUGGCCAAUCUUUGCAUUUCGCCCGAUAAGCAGUGUCAAAUCGAUUCAGAUUGCCCUGGUGAUAUCCUGUGUGGCCCGCUAAAGAUUUGCCUCGACGUCCAGCUGGGCUGCAAGAGCAACAAUGAGUGUGAGUCAAACUUUGUUUGCGGUCUUUCUGGUCUCUGCAUCCCCAAGGGAUUUACUUGCGAGACGGAGAAGGAUUGUGCUGCAGGCUUCACAUGUGGCAUUGGUGGCCUCUGCAUCCCAGCUACCAAGAACACCUGCAAUACCUCGGAGGAUUGUGACAAGGGACUCACCUGUGGCCCUUUGAACAUCUGUAUUCCCAAUUCGCUCAGCUGUCGCAACAAUGGCGAUUGUUCUCCAGGGUUUGCCUGCGGUCCAGCCGGCCUUUGCCUCCCAACUGGCGAACUGACUUGCUCUGCCACUCAAAAUUGCCCUCAGGGCUUCAAGUGUGGAUCUGCAGGUCUUUGCCUGCCUGAUGAUCUGGUCUGCCAGACUGAUCAGGAUUGUGCAUCUGAUCUUACCUGCGGCAAGGGUGGCAUCUGCAUUCCCAAAGUCCUCACCUGUAAGCUGGACAAGGACUGUGAUGUAGGCCUCAAGUGUGGCCCGAUUGGUCUUUGCAUUACUGUCGGGGAGUUGACCUGCAAGGAAAACGCAGAGUGUGGCGAUGGCUUCAUUUGCGGUUUGGCCGGGCUCUGUAUUCCCAAGGACUUGGGUUGCAGUACAGACGCCAGUUGCCGAAGCGGAUUUGUCUGCGGUCCAGCCGGGCUGUGUAUUCCUCAAACUCUUGGCUGCAAGUCCAAGUCUGAUUGCAACGCCGGUUUCAACUGUGGUCCUUUGGGACUUUGCGUCCCUGAGAUCCUUGGGUGCAGGGCUAAUACAGAUUGCACCGGAGGAUUCGAGUGCAGCUCGAUUGGAACAUGCUUGCCUCCAAACUCCGUGACCUGCAAAGCUAAUAAUGAUUGUGGCCGAGGAUUUGUCUGUGGUAGCGCAGGGUUGUGCGUCCCAGAGGGCUUGGACUGCGGCAGUUCAAACUCCUGCAACACUGGAUUCGUCUGUGGCCCAGCAGGCCUUUGCGUUCCGGACACCCUCUUCUGUUCGAAGAAUGAGGAUUGCGGUCAAGGCUUUGCAUGCUCAAGAGCGGGUCUUUGCAUCCCGAACUACUUGGUCUGCAGUAGCGAUAACAAUUGCUCCAAUGGGUUUGUCUGCAGCCUUUCCGGUCUCUGCAUUCCCUCCAACGAUCUAAAGUGCACGACCAAGAACGACUGUGUUCCAGGAUUCGCUUGCGGUACGGCUGGCCUCUGCGUCCCCGAUCUUAGCUGCAAGAAGAACAGCGACUGCACUGGCGGCCAGAAUGAAGACUGCAAGCAAGGCAACGUCUGUGGCAGUGCAGGACUAUGUGUCCCAGGAAAUCUUCUCUGUAACGCUUCACAGCCUUGCCAACAGGGCUUCACUUGUGGUCCAGCCGGAUUUUGUAUUCCUAUUGGAAACCUCUUCUGCAAAGCCAACCCUGACUGCCCCGAUGACCACUCCUGUGGCCCAGUUGGCAUUUGCAUUCCCAGCAAUCUUCGCUGCCAGACUAAGAAUGAUUGCAAUACUGGAUUCGACUGCAGUGUAUCUGGACUCUGUGUUCCAACCCCGCUUUUCUGUACCAAGAACGAGGACUGCAAAGCCCCAUUGACCUGCGGCGUUGCGAAUUUGUGUGUUUCUGUUAGCAAUGUCCUUUGCCAGUCAAAUGCUGACUGCCUGAGUGGUUACCGCUGCGGUCCUGCAGGGACUUGCGUUCUGGACGCCUUCUUCUGUUCAAAUGACGUUGACUGUGACGAAGGCGAAACAUGCGGGCCCGAAUCCGUUUGUGUCCCGAAAAAGCUUCUGUGCAGCGCGAAUGAUGAUUGCAUUCAAGGCUUUGUCUGCGGCAGCGCAGGAAUCUGUCUGCCCGGUGGCGGUGUGACGUGCAAUGCAAACACCAGCUGCUCACCAGGUUUCAAGUGCGGCCCCCUCGGUGUCUGUAUCCCUUCCAACUUGGGUUGCCAGUCGAACAGCGAAUGCGGAACUGGGCUGACCUGCGGACCUGCCGGGGUGUGUAUUCCUGGCGAUCUUCUCUGCAAAGGGGACGAUGCCUGCUCGACGGGCUACUUCUGCGGUCCUGCCGGUCUUUGUAUCCCCAAGUUACUCUCUUGCCAGAACAACGACAAGUGUGAGAAGGGCCUUGUCUGCAGUCCGGCUGGGCUUUGCAUCCCUUCAGGUGACUUGAACUGCAAAUCGAGCCGUGAUUGCUCUGGAAACCUCAUCUGUGACUUGUCUGGCCAAUGCGUCCUAGGAGGCGGUUUGACUUGCCAGGCGGACACUGAUUGUCUCCUUGGGUUCAAGUGCGGUCCUCUCGGGCUUUGCAUCAAGAUCGACCUUGGUUGCGAGACGGAUGCCGACUGCGGCCAGGAUAAGAGCUGUGGACCAGCUGGUCUUUGUCUGCCAAAAUCUGGCACAUGCAAAGCUAACAGUGACUGCGCAUCAGGUCUCCUCUGUGGCCUGGGCGGAUUGUGUAUUCCUGAUCUUGGGCUCUCGUGUGGUUCCAACGGGAACUGCGCUCCUAAUUUGGUCUGCAGCGGACAGCCGUUGAAUCUCUGCAUCCCUCAAGUUCUCAACUGCAAUACCAACACAAAAUGCAGUGCCGGCCAGGUGUGCAACACCCUCGGGGUAUGCGUGCCAGAUCUGCUUGGCACAUGCACCACCAACGCCGAGUGUGAGGCCACAUUUGGAUGCAGUCUUGCUGGCAUUUGCGUCCCUGGCAUCGACCUUGCGUGUACGAAUAGCGGUACGAGCGGCAGAAUCUGCCCAACUGGUUUCAAGUGCGGCAUCACGGGUCUCUGUGUGCCGGACACUGGAUUCCCUUGCAGUGGUGCUGAGAAAUCGUGCCCUCGCGGCUACGUCUGUGGUGUCGCAGACCUGUGCGUGCCCGACUUGCCAGGUGUGAACUGCAACCAGAAUUCAGAAUGCAACACGGGUUUCGUCUGCAACAAUGCCAAACUGUGUAUUCCGAACCUGUCGCUGGCCUGCAAGGCGGAUGGUGAGUGCCCAGCCGACUUCCGGUGUGGAAGCAGCAAAUUGUGUGUGCCCAAUUUCCAGGUCACGUGCGACGCCAACACGUCUUGCCCUCAGGGCUUCUCGUGCAACAGCGCAGGCAUCUGCACUCCCACCUCUGGCUCUGGCUGCCAGGCGAACAGCGACUGCGAAGGAACAGCAACUUGUGUCUCUGGAUUCUGUGUUCCCGAGAUCGUCGCCACCUGCAAGGCCAAUCAGGACUGUGCCUCGCCUCUCGUGUGCACUCUGGGGCUCUGCCUCCCAGAUCUCCUUCCCACGUGUGCUACCGACAACCAAUGCCUAAAUCCUCUGGUUUGCCGAUCAGGCACCUGCGUCCCUGACUCACUCCCUAUCUGCAAUUCCGACUUGAACUGUGCUCAAGGCACCACGUGCGUUGGCGGUAUUUGCAUUCCCAAGGUUCCCAACACUUGCCGAGCGGAUGGCGAUUGCAUCGCGCCCUUGGCCUGUACCGAAGGCCUGUGUCUUCCCAAGAUCUUGCCAACAUGUGAUGGUACAGACGACUUGCAGUGCAAGGAUCCGUUAGUAUGCCGACGAGGAGUAUGUGUCCCCGGUUCCCUUCCCAUAUGCAGUGUCAACCUUGACUGUGCUCAAGGCUACAGCUGCGUGGCCGAUAUCUGUAUCCCCGACGUCGUUGAUGCUUGCAUCGUCGACCGUGAUUGUCGAUACGACGCUCUGACAUGUCAACUCGGGGUUUGUCUUCCCAAGAUUCUGCCGGCUUGCGAACGUGACAACCAGUGCAAGAACCCCUUGGUAUGCAGACAGGGUCUCUGUGUUCCAGAUGCCCUUCCCGUCUGCAACGACGACCAAGACUGCGGAGCUGGGAACAGUUGCCUAGCGGGAAUAUGUGUCCCCAGAGCGCCGGGCAGCUGCAGACUCGACGCAGAUUGCAAGUCAGACUCUCUCGCCUGCACCCUUGGUGUUUGUCUCCCGAAGGUACUUCCAAUCUGUGAUAGCACAAACGAGUGCAAGGAUCCGUUCGUCUGCAGAGAUGGAACUUGCAUUCCUAAAUCCCUUCCAGUCUGUCAAAGCAGUUCACAAUGCGGCAGUGACAGCAAGUGUCUGGGAGGUAUAUGUGUCCCUGACUUGGUCAAGAAUUGCCAGACGGCUCAAGACUGCGGUGCUUCCUCUACUUGUACCCUCGGUGUUUGUCUCCCUGAGAUACUUCCGUCUUGUGCCACUGACAACGAGUGCGAAGAUCCUCUGGUCUGCCGCAUCGGGAAGUGUGUGCCCAAAACCCUACCAGUGUGCAAUAGCAACACCAACUGCGACGCAGGAUAUAGCUGCCUGGCGGAUAUUUGCGUUCCAAACGUCCCGAACACCUGCAAGAUCAGCACUGACUGUGGCAGCUCUCUGGUGUAUCUCGAUCUCUUGCAGAAUUGCAAGCAAGACGAGGAUUGCAGCGACUCCCUGGCGUGCACACUUGGUGUAUGUCUACCAAGAAUUCUGCCCACCUGCGACGGCAGCAAUCCAUGCAAAAGCCCACUCUCGUGCAAAUCAGGUACUUGUGUGCCAGACGUGCUACCUGUGUGUCUAAACAACGUUGAUUGUGGCCAAGAAGCCACAUGCGCCGCUGGAAUCUGCAUUCCCAAGGUAAUCAAUAACUGCAAGACCAAUAGUGACUGCGGUGGUUCUCUUGCGUGCACCCUCGGUCUUUGCUUACCACAGAUUCUUCCGACGUGUCAAGAGGGAGCUGCCAACAGCUGUGCCGAUCCCCUCGUUUGUCGACUUGGAACUUGUGUGCCCAACUCUAUCCCUCGAUGUGGCAGCAACAGUGACUGCGAUACUGGUUCCGGUUGUAUCGCCAAUACCUGCAUCCCCAACGUUGUCGACUCGUGCAAAACCACUAGUGACUGUGCGGGUUCGCUCGUGUGCAAACUCGGCGUUUGUCUUCCGGAAAUCUUGCCCGGUUGCCAGACCGAUAGCAACUGCGAUGGCCAGCUUGUCUGCAGACUGGGAACAUGCGUGCCAAAGAGUGUUCCUGUUUGCAGCACGAACAGCGACUGUGGUCAAGGUUCAAGCUGCAUUGCCAACAUCUGCGUUCCCGAUCUCCUCGACAACUGCAAGGAUUCUACUCAAUGCAAAGAUUCACUGGUCUGCAAGCUUGGCCUAUGCCUCCCCGGUAUUCUACCUCAAUGUCAAGCAGAUUCCGAGUGUGGCGAUUCUCUAGCCUGCCGACUUGGUACUUGCGUACCCAAGUCUGUCCCCGUGUGCAACAAUGACGGCGACUGCAGUGCAGGCUCAAAGUGCAUUGCUGAUAUUUGUAUUCCUCAAUUCAUCACCACUUGUGGAAAGGACGCCGAUUGCGGCAAUUCACUCGUCUGCAAUCUUGGAGUUUGCAUUCCACCGAUCCUACCAACAUGCGAAGCACAAUCGGACUGCAGAAGUCCCCUUCUCUGCCGCCUUGGCACCUGUGUGCCAGACUUCGUCCCAUUGUGCAAGAGUGGCUCAGACUGCCGCAAUGGGUUCAGCUGCAUUGCCGACAUUUGCGUCCCUGAUCUGGCCGCGACAUGUCAGACAACUCAGGACUGCGAUGGCGCUCUGGUCUGCACGCUUGGUUUGUGCCUCCCUGGUAUUCUUCCCCAUUGUCAGACCGACACACAAUGCACCGGCUCCCUUGUCUGCCGAUCUGGAACGUGUGUACCGAAAACGCUUCCUCUCUGCAAUGUCAAUAGCGAUUGUGAUCAAAAUGCCAGUUGUCUUGCUGGAAUCUGUGUUCCUAAUCUGGUCCAGAGCUGCAAGGCCAACGAAGAUUGUUCUGGCUCGCUCGUCUGCACUCUUGGCGUAUGUCUUCCUCCCGUUCUUCCUACAUGCGGAAAUGGUGCCGAGUGCAAGAGCCCUCUAGUCUGCAAGCAAGACAAAUGUGUACCCGACUUCGUCCUAUCUUGUGCCGACUCUCGUGAAUGCAAGACUGGAUCAAGCUGCUUGGGCGGACUUUGUCUUCCCGACCUUGUCGAUUCUUGUCGCGAUACAGCGGAGUGCCAGGCGCCUCUUGUCUGCAACCUGGGCGUCUGCCUGCCGCAAGGCCUCGGACAAUGCAGAACCAACAUCGAUUGCGUCGACGACCUUGUGUGCAAGUCGGGCACAUGCCUGCCAAGUACACUUCCUGUUUGCCAAGAUUCGACUGGCUGCGGUCAGACGGAGACAUGCAUCGCCGGCAUUUGCAUUCCUAAUACUCCUGGAACCUGCAAAUCCAAGGCCGACUGUACCGGUUCUCUCACCUGCACUCUUGGGCUGUGUCUUCCUGAGAUUCUUCCCGCUUGCCAAGCUGAUAGUCAGUGCUCCGGCUCACUUGUCUGUAGACAGAGUACUUGCGUUCCUGAUUCCCUUGCCCUUUGCAAUGUUAGCACUGACUGCAAGGGCCCUGGACUCAACUGCCUUGGUGGCAUCUGCGUCCCUCAGACUAUCAACAAGUGUCUAUCUGACAGCGACUGCGGUAGCGAUAGGCUCAAGUGCAGCCUUGGCCUCUGCCUGCCCACCGUGCUCCCUCCAUGCACGCAGGGCAGCCAGUGCAGGGAUCCUCUGAAGUGCAGGCUCGGACUUUGCGUUCCUCCCACCAUUCCCGUUUGCAAUGUCAAGGCAGACUGCAGCACUGGAGAUAAUUGCUUGGGUGGAAUUUGUGUUCCUGACCUGGUUAACAGCUGCACCCAAAACUCGGACUGCCCCAAUUCCCUCUCGUGUACACUUGGAUUCUGUCUUCCUAACAUUCUCCCCAGUUGUGACAGCAAUGACAAGUGCAGCGGCUCUUUGAUCUGUAAGCUGGGCACCUGUGUGCCGCCUGGUCUGCCUCUCUGCAAGACUGCCACCGACUGCGAUACGGAUCAGACUUGUUCUGGAGGGCUUUGUUUCCCAAAUGCAGCGAAGCAAUGUCAAGCCUCGCUCGACUGUGGAUCAGACCUUGUCUGCAAGGCUGGCUUCUGUCUGCCAAAUAACACUCCUACUUGCAGCGGCAAUGGCCAAUGCGCAAGCUCCCUGGUCUGUAGAUUGGGUUUCUGUGUCCCAGACAUCUUCCCUAUCUGCUCCACGAAGGCGGAUUGUGGUCCUGGAAAGACUUGCAGUAACGGCGUGUGCAUCCCAGAAGCCCUACCAACUUGUCGGGCUUCGAGCGACUGCGCAAGCCCACUGGUCUGUACCCUGGGCUUCUGCCUCCCACCAGUCAUCGACGAAUGCAAGAAUGGUAAAGCAUGUGGAAGCGGAUAUGCCUGCUCACCUGCGGGCUUCUGUUUCCCCGAGGCGCUCGCCACUUGCGCCGUGGCCACCGACUGUGGCCCCAAUCUCACAUGUAGCUCCAGUGGUCUCUGUGUCCCCAAUCUUCUACCCCAGUGCGAUGUUGCUGCCGGACUUACUUGCGACGCACCUCUUCAAUGCACGGCUGGGCUUUGCCUUCCGAGAUUCCCCAACUCUUGCAACACCAACAUCGAUUGCGGUCCUGGUCUUGCCUGUGGAAGCCUCGGUCUCUGCGUAUCUGUGAGCAUCAGCACCUGUACUCAGCCUAGUGACUGUGGUGCCGGUCUAACCUGUGGCCCAUUGGGUCUAUGUGUGCCCGACUUGGUGCCUACUUGCAGUGCCAGUAAGCCAUGCCUUCCCGGCUACACUUGCGGCAUUGCUGGUGUUUGUGUCCCAUCAAAUGUACCAGCCUGCGAUGCUAACCAGGCCUGCGCUUCUGGACUGGUUUGCAGUCUCGCUGGUCUGUGUCUCCCAUCAUUGCUCGACACGUGCUCGAAGGAUACCGAUUGCGGCCCUAGAUUCUCCUGCAACCCGUCUGGUUUCUGCGUGCCAAACCUGUUGCCAACAACAUGUACCGCGCAGACUGACUGCGGCACAGGCUAUACAUGCGGAGCCCUGGGCUUCUGCGUACCCCAGGACACUCCCCAGUACUGCCUGACGUCUCUCGAAUGUCCUCCUAAAUCCAUUUGCGGUUCGGGUAGCAUCUGUGUUCCUGACAGCUCAAAAUGCACCAAAAACGACGAUUGCUCAGCAGACCAAAUCUGUUCCGCGUUCGGAGUCUGCGCCCCCAAGCUGAUCAACACUUGCGGACCCAAUGAGCCUUGCUCUUCCGGAUUCUACUGCGGGCCUGCCAGUGUUUGUGUCUCGAACAAUGAUCUCGUCAGUUGUGGAAGCGACUCCCCUUGCCCCAACGGCUUCAUUUGUGGAAUAUCCGGCCACUGUGUUCCCUCCACUAUUCAAACAUGCACCGCAGCCAACGAUUGCCCUACCGGAAAGGUUUGCAAUACUCUCGGCUUCUGCAGCGCUGAUUCCCCGAACAGCCAGUGCACAAAGAGUUCUGACUGCCAGCCUGGUUUCGGGUGCGGAUUCGGGGGACAAUGUAUAUCGUCGCUUUUGGGUCCUUGCCUCAGCUCAACCGAUUGUCAGACCGACUCUACCUGCGGACCACUUGGUUUCUGCACAGCGAGUCUCGCCAAAUGUUCCGCAUCCCAAACCUGCGAUGCUGGAUUCAGCUGCGGACCAGCAGAGAUUUGUGUCCCAGACAUUCUGCCUACCUGCGACUCUACAAGCAACUGCGCACCAAACUUUGUGUGUGGUCUCGCUGGCAUCUGUAUCCCCAAAGUUGUCGAGAAGUGCGACGAGAACACGCAGUGCCAGCCAGGAUACAUUUGUGGCAACGGCGGCAACUGUAUUGUCAAUCUCCCUGGUCUCUGCACCACCAAGGCCCAGUGUAGCCCUGGUUACAGCUGUGGACCUGGCGGCCUCUGCACUCCCAAUCUUUCCGGAAUCUGCGAGGCUACAGACGACUGCCUCCUCGGAUUCGUCUGCGGUGCUGAAGGCCGUUGCGUGGCACAGCUUCCUGGUCGAUGCAAGUCCGACACCGAGUGCACUGGCGGAUUGUUCUGCAGCGCAGCGGGCACUUGCAUUCCCAAGCUCACAGGAUCCUGCUCCUCGAAUACAGACUGCGAUACCGACCUCCUUUGUAGCUCUACUGGCUUGUGUGUGCCCAAGAUUCUCCCCAGCUGUGGAACAAACACCGAUUGCGGCCCAGGGCUCCUCUGCGGCGUUGCUGGGCUCUGUAUUCCCCAGAUUGAAGUUACUUGCAGCUCUUCCAGCCCCUGUGGCGCUGGACUCCUCUGUGGUAUUGGAGGUAUCUGCGUCCCUGACAUUCCCGGAGCAUGCACAUCAAAUGGUAACUGCCAGAACGACUACACCUGUGGGAUUCUUGGUCUUUGCAUCCCGCCCGGGCUAGAUAAAUGCACAACAUCGACAGAGUGCGGCACCGGACGCAUCUGUAGCAUCGCUGGAAUCUGUGUUAUCAAGGCUCCUGGAGCCUGCGGCUCGACAAGUGACUGUGGAAGUGGUCUUCUUUGCGGCAUCGGUGGCUUCUGUAUUCCUCAAUUAAGCCCAGCAUGCGGCUCAGCCAGUGAGUGCAAGCCCAACGAAAUAUGCUCAUCCUCGGGGUUCUGCAUCCCCGAUAUUCUUGGCAAGUGCACUUCCAACAACGAUUGUCUGCGAGGAUUCUCGUGUGGAGGCAGCGGUUUCUGCGUUCCCGAUAUCCUGGGCACUUGCUCCAGCUCCCAGCCAUGCGCUUCAGGAUUCAUUUGCGCCAAGGCAGGCCUCUGUGUGCCAGACAAUCUGGGUCUCUGCACAGACAGCAAGGACUGUGAUGGUGGAUAUGAGUGCACAUCCGCGGGAAUAUGUCUUCCAGGCACUGCGGGCUUGUGUAGCUCGAAGAAUGACUGCUCGCCUGGUCUCGCCUGCGGUCCUGCCGGUAUCUGCUUGCCAGACCUCAGCCUCCAAUGCAGAUCCAACAGCCAGUGCCUUCCUGGUUUCAGCUGUAGUCCUUCUGGAGUCUGCAUCGUCGACCUCCAGCUUUCUUGUCAGACAAACAGCAACUGUCCCCUCGCAGGAUUCAUCUGUGGCAGCCUUGGCUUCUGUCUGCCGGACCCUAAACUUGCUUGCACAACGAAUAGCGAGUGUGGGCAAGGAAAGUUCUGUAACCUCGCUGGAAUCUGUACCGCCAAGCUCGGCCUCGACUGCAAAUCCAAUGACCAGUGCCUCGAUGGCUUCGAGUGCAGUGAUCGCGGUCUCUGUGUUCCCGCCACCAGCAUUCAGUGCGCUACAUCAGCUGAGUGUGAUCGCGGAUACAUCUGUAACGACUUUAACAUCUGCAGUCUGUCUCUUGAUCUCAUCUGCAAGACCAACGCGGACUGCAACGCCGGAUUUGCCUGCGGCCUGGCCGGCAUCUGCACACCCGAUCUCAGUGUGGCCAAAUGCUCUGCAGGCAACCAGUGCCAGCGUGGAUUCAUCUGCCGUCUUUCUGGAAUCUGCACACCGGACCUCAACCUUGCAUGCUCAAAUAAUCAGGAUUGUCAGAACGGAUUCACCUGUGGGCUCGGAGGUCUCUGCGUCCCUGGAGCCGGCCUUGUCUGUACCCAGAAGAGUGACUGUGCCCAGGGUUUCCUCUGCAGCCAAGCUGGCCUUUGUGCUCCGGAUCUCAGUGUGAAGUGUACUUCCAACGACAACUGCCUCUCCAACUAUGUUUGCGGUGACGGUGGCAUCUGCGUGCCGGACCGCAACCUCUUCUGCUCCAAGAACGCCGACUGCGGGCCUGGUUCGAUCUGCGGCCUCGGCGGACUCUGCAUUCCCAACCUUGGAUUGGGUUGUGGAAGCGCCAGUGAUUGCCAGCCAGGGUUCGCCUGUGGCUCUCUGAAUGUCUGCGCACCAACCUUGAACUUCUCCUGUACCAGCGACAGCAACUGCCAACAAGGAUACGUCUGUGGCGACCUGGGUGUCUGUACCAUCGACCCCAAGCUCAAAUGCAGUGCCUCUUCGGACUGUCGCCGAGGCUUCGUCUGCAACGGCCUCGGCAUCUGUACCGCGGAGCUUGGUCUUGCCUGCAAAGCCAACAGCGAGUGUCUUCCCGGCUUCGUCUGUGGCAAUGGUGGAACCUGUCAGCUCGGAUGCGCCAGCAACACGGAUUGCGACCAGGGCAAGGUGUGCAACAUCGCAGGAUUGUGCCUUGAAGUGAGCUUGGGAGUCUGUUUGUCAAUCAAUGCCUGCCCCGAAGGCUAUACCUGCAGUUCGGGUGGCCAGUGUGUCCCCCGUUUGAUCCCGCAGUGCACGAGCGACAACGACUGCCUCGGUGGUCUCAUCUGCAGUGCAAGCAUCGGCAGUUGCGUGCAGAGUAUCUUCCCAACUUGCAAAGGCGGCCAGACAUGCCCUACUGGAUAUGUCUGCCAGGGAACUGGUAUCUGCGUCCCUGAUCUCAUCUCAAGCUGUAGUUCCAGCACACAAUGCGGAGCUGGAUUCACAUGCAACAACAACGGAAUUUGCAUCCCAUCGCUCGGACAAGGAUGCAAGGCCAACGGCGAUUGUGGGAACGGGCUCGUCUGCGGCAUCGGUGGUCUUUGCGUUGUCAAGACGGACAUUACCUGCAGCCCAGCCAACCCUUGCGCAGCUGGUUUCUCGUGCAGCGACGCCGGCCUCUGUCUGCCCAAUCUCACAUGCAACAAGGACAGUGACUGCUUCAGCGGCUUCUUCUGCCCGGAUAACGGCUUCUGCGCGCCUGACCUUGGCUCCUGCUCUUCCGCCAAUGCUUGUCCUCAAGGCUUUGUCUGCACCUCAUCUGGCAGGUGUGAGUUUGAUCUUGGCCUGCGAUGCGAGACAGACGACAACUGCGCCUCUGGAUAUACUUGCAGCGACGCCAACAUCUGCGUCCCGUCUGGUCUGAAGUGUACAGCUACGGCCCAGUGCAAGCCUGGAUCUGUGUGCAACAAUCUCGGCAUCUGCACCCCGGAUCUCGGAUUCUUCUGCAAGGCUACGACGGACUGCAACACCAACUAUGUCUGCAACCCGGCUGGAGUCUGUGUACUUGAUCUCACGCUCAAGUGCUCGAAAAACGAUGACUGUGCACCUGGAUUUUCAUGUGGUAGCGGUGAUGUCUGCGCUCUCGAUCUUGGUUUAACGUGUGGAACGAACAGUGACUGCGGUCAAGGAUUUAUUUGUAGCGAACUUGGUAUUUGUAUCAUCGAUAUCAAUCUGAAGUGUGAAGGGAAUGGUGACUGCGGUGCUGGAUUUAUUUGCAGUGGUCUUGGGGUCUGCAUCCCCGGUGGUCAGGGGUGCAGUGUCAACUCGGAAUGUAAGGGAGGGUUCAUCUGCAGCUCCUUUGGAGUCUGCGUCGCCGGCGGCAUCCUCUGCGAUGUCUCCAACAAGUGUCAGAACGGCUUCUCCUGCAGCUCAGCCGGGCUUUGCCUGCCAAACGCCUUGAGCUGCACGACGUCGGACCAGUGUGAAGAUCCCUUCACCUGCAACGCGCUUGGCCUCUGCGUGCCUGGAGGCGUCAAGUGCAGGAGGUCGAGUGACUGCAACACUGGAUUCGAGUGUACGUCUGGUGGUGUCUGUGUGCUAGGAAACUUUGUGUGCAAGCAAGGAAGCGACUGUGCACCCAACUACAGCUGCUCAGUGGCUGGCAUCUGUGUGCCCAACAUCGGGGCAUCCUGCAAGAAUGACGGAGAGUGCAGCCUGCAAAACUACUUCUGCGGCUCCGCGGGCAUCUGUGUGCCCAAGUCAGGUUCAGCUUGCCAGGCCAAGACUGACUGUCUUCCCGGUCUGGUAUGUGGCGAUCUGGGCGUGUGUGUCCCGGAUAUCAACAUCGGCUGCAAGGCCAAGACGGACUGCGGCGCCGGAUUCACAUGCAACAACUUGGGCAUCUGCGUCAUCGACCUGGGCCUGGGCUGUAAGAGAAAUUCUGACUGCCAGAAUGGCAAUGUCUGCAGCAUUCUGGGUGCUUGUGUCCCCAGCGCGCUGCCGGAGUGCAGUGCCUCCAACCCAUGCCGACAAGGCUACACCUGUAACGAUGCCGGUAUCUGCAUCCGGGAUCUCCUUAGCACUUGUACCGACAGCUCAAGCUGUGGUCUGGGCUUCAGCUGCGAUCCACAGGUUAACAAGUGUCUACCAAACUUGAUUCCCACGUGCUCGACAACAAAGGCUUGUCCGACCGGCUACAGAUGCACUGAUCCAACCGUCGGCCUCUGUGUUCCCGAGGUCGCAGUAUCCUGCAAGGCAGAUUCCCCCUGUCCGACUGGGCUCAAGUGCCUUGACAGCGGCUUCUGCGUCCUUGAUAUCUUCCCUAGUGUUUGUCAAACCGCCUCCAACUGCAACACAGGGGAGCUUUGCAACGGCGGCUUCUGCCAACCUGCUCCCCAAGCGACAUGCUCAGCUAGCAGCGACUGCACUCUCAAAUCUGGUGUUUGUGCUUUGGGUCUCUGUGUCUGUGUCAACGGACUCUGUGUUACCGAUCCGUCUGUCAAGGCCUGUAACACGGCUUCAGACUGCCCAGCAAACAACCUCUGCCAGAGCGGCGCCUGUAUCCCACGAACAACAUGUUCUGCCUCAGCCAACUGCAUUGCCAAUGUCAAUCUCUGCGCUCUCGGCACACUGUGUCUCUGCGUCAACGGCCUGUGCCUUUUGGGAGGCGAGCCUUCCAUCACCUGCAAUGUCAACAACCCGAACGACUGCGGCAACGAUAGAGUCUGCGUCAACGGCAUCUGCAAUCCCAAGGCCGUUGCCCAGUGCAAGGCCAGCGAAGAAUGCCUUGGCGACCUCAUCUGCGACCUGGGGCUUUGCAUCCCCAACAUCCUCCCCAAGUGUCUCCUCGAUCUUGACUGCAAGGACAGCUCCAAAGUCUGCCAGCUUGGCCAGUGUGUCGCUGGCUGUUCGAGCCGCUCCGACUGCCCCAGCGGCAACAGCUGCACACUUGGACGCUGCGUUCCAGAGAUCAUCCCUACAUGCGACAACAACGAUGCCAACUGUGCGGCCGGCCAGAUCUGCGGCGCCCUCAACACCUGUGUCCCUGGAUGUCAUACCAACAGUCAGUGCGCCUCCGGAGAGGUCUGCAACACUCUUCUCAACGCUUGUCUCCCUGGUACUCUUGCCUGUGGAGUGCUCAAUCCCUGCCCAGCUGGCGAGUACUGCUCCAGCGGAACUUGCAUCCCACGCUGCAAGUCCAACACAGACUGCGGUCUCGGACUCAUCUGCGGCGCCAGCGGUCUUUGCGGUGCUUGUUCUUCCAACUCACAAUGUGCUCCAGGUCAGCUCAUGUUCUUCCACCUCUCAGUGCCCGUCAGGCCAAGUCUGCUCGAUCCUGGGCAACUGUGGCCCUUGUUCUACGGACGGACAAUGUCCCGGUGGUCAGAUCUGCCGGAACCAACAGUGCACGGGAUGUACAAGCAACUCUCAGUGCUCUGGCGCCAGGGCUUGCAUCAACGGAUCUUGUUCCGCGUGCCGCGAUUUCUCGGACUGCAACACGGGUCAGAUUUGCGCCGCCGGUCUCUGUAUUGCCUGCGUCGUGUCCCUCGACUGUCCGAAUGGUCAGAUCUGCUCUGGUCUCCCGGGAGCUUGUGGUGCCUGCUCAAGCUCAUCACAGUGCCCCAGUGGCAAGGUUUGCCAGAAUGGAGCAUGUUUCUCAGUGCAGUGACGGACAAGUCUGCGGCCCUCUUUCGGUGUGUACUGGAUGUACUUUGUCUUCUCAGUGCUCGAAUGGCCAAGUAUGCCGGGGUGGAAAGUGUACCACCUGUCAAAACAACUCGGACUGCUCCGGCGGCAAGAUCUGCUCUUCAAGUGGUCUCUGCACCGCUUGCUCUUCCAACAGCGAGUGCGGUAGUACGCAGGCCUGCAACAACGGCGUCUGCGGUGCCUGCACCUCGAACAGUAACUGCAACCCAGGCCAGGUAUGCUCGCUUCUCGGUGCCUGUGGCCGAUGCCAGAACAACGGGCAGUGCGACUCCGGCCAGGUUUGUGACAAUGGAUCGUGUACUACAUGCUCAAGGACCUCGCAAUGCGCGACUGGCGAGGCAUGUGUCAACGGCAAGUGUGCCUCUUGCACUGACAGCAACCAGUGCAACACCGGGCAGAUCUGUGCCCUCGGCCAGUGCUCCUUCUGUACACUCAACAACCAGUGCCCUACAGGAAAAGUCUGUCAAGAUGGCAAAUGUGGCGACUGCACUGCCAGUUCGCAAUGCUCCAACGGCCAGGUCUGCAAGGGUGGAACAUGUACAGCUUGCAGCGGCACUGCCGACUGUUCCAACGGCCAAGUCUGCCGCAACAAUAUAUGUACGACGUGUACCAGCCGAGACCAGUGUCUCAACGGCCAGAUCUGCAAUCUCCUCACCAGCACAUGCGGUGCCUGCUCCCUCAACAGCGACUGUGCAACCGGCCAAGUCUGCUCGGAUGGAGCCUGCGGCCAAUGUUCUCGAAACUCUCAGUGCGCUUCAGGUCAAGCCUGUGUAUCGGGCGUGUGCAAAGCAUGCACGUCCUCCGACCAGUGCGAUUCCAACUUAUGCUCGAACGGCAGAUGCACAGCUUGUCUCACCAACAGUAACUGCGCAACCGGCGAGGCAUGCAUCAACAACAAGUGCGGCCAGUGUUCAUCGAACGGCGACUGCGCGAGCGGCCAAGCAUGCGUCAAUGGCAAGUGCGGCUCCUGCGCGAACAAAUCCCAGUGCGGUCCCAGUCAGGCCUGCGUCAACAACUCCUGUGGUGUCUGCACGAGAGCCAGCCAAUGCGGUCCCGGGCAAGGGUGCAACAUCUUUGGAUCCUGCGGCGAUUGUAUACUCAAUUCAGAUUGCGGUCCCAAUCAGACAUGCCGGACGGCGACUGGAAUCUGCUACAGCAACUGCAGCUCGAACACUGACUGUUCCGCCGGCCAGUCCUGCCAGUCUGGCGUAUGCGGGCCGAGCUGCACGACCAACUCGCAGUGCGCGAACAACCAAGUCUGCAACACCUCGAACGGACAGUGCGUUGAGAGACAAUGCAGCAAUAACGCUGGUUGCUCGGCUGGUGUUAACCUUUGUCUAUUCGCUCGCCUUUGCGUGUGUGCUAAUGGACUAUGUGUUGCUUAAAGAAUGCCAUGGAGCUGUGCGGUUAAUAUAG
Clonostachys byssicola is the source of this 23790-nucleotide messenger RNA. Lineage: Eukaryota; Fungi; Ascomycota; Sordariomycetes; Hypocreales; Bionectriaceae. The record is from the annotation of a GenBank genome assembly.